This is a messenger RNA of Bacidia gigantensis, 1833 nucleotides long. RefSeq lists its product as uncharacterized. NCBI's taxonomy places the organism in Eukaryota, Fungi, Ascomycota, Lecanoromycetes, Lecanorales, Ramalinaceae. The record is from RefSeq and is a predicted model, not a curated record. The coding region runs from base 1 to 1833 and encodes 610 amino acids. The transcript has a single exon.
AUGGCAUCGGGCAUAGAAGGCGCUGCAAGUAUUGCAGGGUUGAUCUCUCUAGGCAUUACAGUUUUCCAAGGCUGCGUUCAAGGGUUUGUAUUACUCUCGACAGCUCGGCAGAUAGGCAAAGACGGCGAUUUCCUAAGAUGUAUGAUUGAGUGGGAGCACUAUCGUCUAUUUGAGUGGGCUCAACAAGUUGGCAUCAUCGACGGAGAGGCGAACCGAAAUCUUGAUUGGACUCUUCUGUGUGAUCUACUUCAACAACUGCAAUCGAAGCUUACAGAUACCGAGCUAUUGAAAAAGCGCUAUGGGCUUCAACUUACUCAAGACGAACUGACGGACAGUUUUGUGGAAGCUUUUGAUGGCGAGGCUGGUUAUGGCGGACUCCGAAGCCUGACGCCCCAUAUCAGUGGAAAAUUUUUGUUGUACAGCUCGAAUCUCAUCCGUGAAAAGUCUAAACGCAGUCCGGUCAAAUGCCUUAGAUGGGCAAUGGUUGAUAAAGACAAUUUGAAAUCCUUGCUUGAUGAUGUGAAAUCUAUCACCGGGUGUUUGUGGGAUGCUCUAGUAAUUGACGAUCGCAGAUACAUCAGAGACUCACUAGAUCGGUUGCUGCGAAGUUCAAUCGCUCAAUCUGAAAGCAUUCAUGGCCUAGAUACGAUCAAAGAAUUAGCCAGUCAUGAUGAUCCAUCUAUUGUGUCGGCUGGUCAGCUGAGACAAGCAAAGCUUGACAUCGAGAAUUCGACGCCGUCUACUCAAGGAGCGCUGAAGAGCAAGUCCAGAUCGGCGAAGGUGAAGGCACUCAGAUUGAAGCAGAGCCUGUUGAAUGACCAAAUAGCGGAUGGCCGUAGGAUUGUGACAUAUGGCAAUCAAUACUACCUGGCUGAAAACAAGAACCUCAUCGGUAACCCAGCAGAGAAACAGAAGUCUCUAUACCGUGCCGAGAAUAUUGCUAUCCUACUUCACGAAACUGUCAGUGAGAGUUUUCAUACCUUGAAGUGCAAGGGUUUUCUGAAAAAUGACUCUGCUGGUGUCCUACACUUUCUAUACGAGUUCCCUCAACUGAAUGUCCUAAAUCAGGGUCAACUCGCUUUGGAGAUUCCCGAUAUUCCCGUGUAUGAUCUUACGGGGUUUAUGACAUCCAUAAUCAUCACUAUACCCGACAUUAGAUUUCGCUUGCUUUGGUGCACAAGCAUCGCAGAAACACUUCUUCAACUACAUACAGCUGGCUGGGUGCACAAAGGAGUCUCGCCAGAAUCAAUCAUCUGGACUCACACCACUGACCCUACAAAGCUUUCCACCUCUCAAGACUUUGAUGAUAAUGCGCAAAGAGAGUGGAUGAGCACCAUAUAUGGACCAUACCUCAUGGGUUUCUCAUUCGCUCGUAAGAACUCUCCCUCGGAAUUUUCGGAGGCUCCGUCUGCUUCAGGCGCCCGAGCUAGGGCAUAUCGCCACUUCGAUAUCAUAGGACAAACAAGACCAAGCUUUCAUGCCAAAUACGAUGUCUACGCCCUUGGGAUGAUUCUCGUAGAGAUAGGCUUGUGGUCACCGAUCGAAAUGAUCCUGCAAGUAGACCUCGACGAUAUACCACAGAUAAUGAGCCAAGAAAGUACUUUGGAAAUUCUAGAAACGAAAUUGGCGUCAACUCUGCCACGCAAGUUCGUAACAUCAGUUAUGAUGGCUUUGCGUUAUAAAGGCCAACAGGAGAAGGCCCUAGAGAAGGAUGCGGUUCUGAUAGGGGGUGACGAGCAAGACGAUGAUGAUGAUAGUGACGAAGACGUGAAAGUCAUUGACAUUCAGCAGACAAUAGUGUCUAAUUUGAAGACUUGUCUAGACGCCUUCUAG